AGCGGCGCCGGAGCUCGUGCGGUUGUCCGGGUGGGGUGACACGUGUGGGCAGGAUAUAGCCUACCCAGCGGGAAAAUUAGUGUUUUAUAUUUUCUGACUUUUAAUUUAUUUUAGGACUCACUUGGAUUUGGACCCUCGAGCUCUCGAGCGCUUUUAAUACACAAAAAGAGGCAAAAUGGGACGCGGAGAAGGACGGGAACAGUAUGAGCCGGCGGCCACCUCAGAACAGGGGGGCAAGAAAUCUAAGGCAAAGGGCAAGAAGGACAAGGACAAAGAUAUGGAUGAACUCAAAAAGGAAGUGGACCUGGAGGACCACAGGCUAUCCCUGGAAGAGCUCAGCAGGAAAUAUAGUGCUGAUCUAACACGGGGUCUGACAUCUGCUCGUGCGAAGGAGAUCCUUGCGCGGGACGGUCCCAAUGCCCUGACGCCCCCUCCCACGACCCCAGAAUGGGUCAAGUUCUGCAAACAGCUCUUCGGUGGCUUUUCCACUCUGCUGUGGAUUGGAGCUCUUCUCUGCUUCCUGGCUUACGGAAUUCUUGCAGCAUCUGAAGAUGAACCAGCGAAUGAUAACCUGUACCUGGGUAUCGUUCUGUCUGCGGUGGUGAUGAUCACCGGCUGCUUCUCCUACUAUCAAGAAGCCAAAAGCUCCAAGAUCAUGGACUCCUUCAAGAACCUCGUCCCACAGCAAGCCCUGGUUGUGCGCGAUGGGGAGAAGAUGAGCAUCAAUGCUGAAGAUGUGGUUGUUGGAGAUCUGGUGGAGGUUAAGGGAGGAGACAGGAUUCCUGCUGAUCUGCGUAUUAUUUCUGCUCAUGGCUGCAAGGUUGAUAACUCCUCCUUGACUGGUGAAUCUGAGCCCCAGACACGUACUCCUGACUUCUCCAAUGACAAUCCUUUGGAGACGAGGAACAUUGCCUUCUUUUCCACCAACUGUGUUGAAGGAACUGCUCGAGGAAUAGUCAUAAACACUGGUGAUCGCACGGUCAUGGGUCGUAUCGCUACUCUCGCCUCUGGCCUUGAAGUCGGCCGAACCCCCAUUUCCAUUGAGAUCGAGCACUUUAUCCACAUCAUCACUGGAGUGGCCGUUUUCCUGGGCGUGUCCUUCUUUAUCCUGUCUCUGAUUCUUGGGUACAGCUGGCUGGAGGCCGUCAUCUUCCUCAUUGGUAUCAUCGUGGCUAAUGUGCCAGAAGGUCUCUUAGCUACUGUUACUGUGUGUCUGACUCUAACCGCCAAGCGAAUGGCGAAGAAGAACUGCCUGGUGAAGAAUCUGGAAGCUGUAGAAACUCUUGGUUCUACUUCCACCAUCUGCUCAGACAAGACCGGAACCCUGACCCAGAACCGGAUGACUGUGGCCCACAUGUGGUUCGAUAACCAGAUCCAUGAAGCCGACACCACAGAGAACCAGAGCGGAACCUCUUUUGACAGAAGCUCUGCUACGUGGGCUGGUCUCGCUCGCAUUGCCGGCCUGUGCAACCGUGCCGUCUUCCUCGCCGAUCAGGAAAACGUCGCAAUUCUCAAGAGAGAUACAGCUGGUGAUGCCUCAGAGUCUGCCCUGCUGAAGUGUAUUGAGCUCUGCUGUGGUUCAGUGAAGGCGAUGAGAGACAAAUACACAAAAAUCGCUGAGAUCCCCUUCAACUCCACCAACAAAUACCAGCUGUCCAUCCACAAGAACUCUAAUGAGGGAGAGUCUAAGCACCUGCUGGUAAUGAAGGGAGCCCCCGAGAGGAUCCUGGACCGAUGCUCCACCAUCAUGCUCCAGGGAAAAGAGCAGCCUCUGGAUGAUGAGAUGAAGGAUGCUUUUCAGAAUGCUUAUUUGGAGCUGGGUGGACUGGGAGAGCGAGUGCUGGGAUUUUGCCACUUCAGCCUUCCUGAUGACCAGUUCCCUGAAGACUUCCAGUUUGACACAGAGGAUGUGAACUUCCCCACUGAGAACCUGUGCUUCGUUGGCCUCAUGUCUAUGAUUGAUCCUCCUCGUGCUGCUGUACCUGAUGCUGUUGGCAAGUGCAGGAGUGCUGGAAUCAAGGUUAUCAUGGUCACUGGAGAUCAUCCCAUCACAGCUAAAGCCAUUGCUAAGGGUGUGGGCAUCAUCUCUGAGGGUAACGAGACUGUGGAAGACAUCGCUGCUCGUCUGAACAUCCCCAUCAAUGAAGUCAACCCCAGAGAUGCCAAGGCUUGUGUGGUCCAUGGUGGAGAUCUGAAAGACCUGACCCCUGAACAGUUAGACGAUGUCUUGAAGCAUCACACUGAGAUUGUGUUCGCCAGAACAUCUCCUCAACAGAAACUCAUCAUUGUGGAAGGCUGCCAGCGCCAGGGCGCUAUCGUGGCUGUGACUGGUGAUGGAGUGAACGAUUCUCCAGCUCUGAAGAAAGCUGAUAUUGGUGUAGCUAUGGGUAUCGCUGGAUCUGAUGUCUCCAAACAGGCUGCUGACAUGAUUCUGCUGGAUGAUAACUUUGCCUCCAUUGUGACUGGAGUAGAAGAAGGUCGCCUGAUCUUUGACAACUUGAAGAAAUCCAUUGCUUACACCUUAACCAGUAACAUUCCUGAGAUCACUCCUUUCCUGCUGUUUAUUAUUGCAAACAUUCCUCUUCCUCUGGGCACUGUGACCAUCCUCUGUAUCGACCUGGGUACUGACAUGGUCCCUGCUAUCUCCUUGGCCUAUGAGGCAGCUGAGAGUGACAUCAUGAAGAGGCAGCCCAGAAACCCCAAAACAGACAAGCUGGUGAAUGAAAGGCUGAUCAGCAUGGCUUAUGGACAGAUUGGUAUGAUUCAGGCUCUCGCUGGAUUCUUCACUUACUUUGUGAUCCUGGCUGAGAAUGGCUUCCUGCCGUCUGAGCUGCUGGGAAUUCGCGUGUACUGGGAUGAUAAGCAUAUGAAUGAUCUGGAGGACAGCUACGGUCAGCAGUGGACAUAUGAGCAGAGGAAGAUCGUGGAGUUUACGUGCCACACUGCGUUCUUCAUCAGUAUUGUGGUUGUGCAGUGGGCUGACUUGAUCAUCUGUAAGACCAGGAGGAACUCAGUCUUCCAACAGGGAAUGAAGAACAAAAUCCUCAUCUUUGGGCUGUUUGAGGAGACCGCCCUCGCUGCCUUCCUGUCCUACUGCCCAGGCAUGGAUGUUGCCCUCAGAAUGUAUCCACUAAAACCAAACUGGUGGUUCUGUGCGUUCCCCUACUCCCUUCUCAUCUUUAUUUAUGAUGAAAUCCGAAAACUCAUCAUCCGACGCAGUCCAGGAGGUUGGGUGGAGAGAGAGACCUACUACUAAAGCAUCCAGUCAACAUCACACAAGUCUCUUUGCAUGGCUGUCUUGCUGCUUGGAAUUUUAACCUCAGUAAUUUGGAUUUUUUGUUUGUUUUUUGUUUAUUUUUUACACACACACACACACACAUAUCUCUUUAGGGAAUGCUUGACACAAACACUGAGAUCGUGAACCAAGACAUUGCGUGCCUUGUUUCUGAAGCCGGACCAAUUUUAUACAUGUUUUUAAAAGAUUAAUAAACUCUCCGUCAGGUCCCACAUUUGGAGUGAAUUGAAUUGAAUGUUAAUUUUUUGUUUUGUUUUAAGUUUUCCACAAAUACCUGGAUCUUGAUGAGAAGGCCGUAUUGUUGUGAACACCGUGUAACUGAGCAGUACUGCACAGAGCAUGUGAUUUUGAAAUUAAUGAUUUUAACUCCACACACUUAGUGAACUCUGUAGUGACCAAACGACCUUUUGGAGUCUCAGUUUUCUACAGCCUCAGUUUCAUAAGGAGGGUAAUGCUGUUAAAAAUAAACGAGAAGAGGCUUACAGAUUCCCAGUAGUUACAGCAUUCCAGUUUAAGCACUUCUGGUAUGCAAACUCUCUUUAAUACCUGGAGGUGGAGGAGAAGGAGGAGGAGGAGGAGGAGAAGAACAGAGCCUUGUUCUUGUUUCUGUUUCACUGUUGAUCUGUGGGUAAAACAACUGCUAAAUUGUAUUAAAUUGCUAUAAAAAUGAUUAAUGUAGAUUUUGUACUGAAUUUUAUCAACAUAAACUCUUAAACUAAGGAGAUAUAUGUAUUUCCAAUAUAUUAAUUGGUUUAGAGAGUGACAAUUGACAAAAUACUAUAUUUUAAACUUCAAAAGAAAUGUAGUGUAUUGAUGUAUUGAUCACGAUACAGGACCUAGGCCUACAAAAAUACAUAGUAAUAAAUAAAGAUUUUUUUUCAAUUAGAUUAAAGGAAAAAAAAAUGAUCCAAUCAGAACAGUGUGAUCUAAAAAGCGUAGUAGUACAACACUGCCCUCUAGUGGUCACAGUUUAUUCACUACACUACACAACACAAACUGAACCACUUCUGACACCAAUGUUUACAAUUAAACGAAUACUUUAAUGGAUAAAAAUGGAUACUGUGCUUUUAAGGAACGAUUGUAGCGAUACUUCGAUUUCUCAAUAUAUCAGUAUGUUCUUUCACCCCGAUUAUCUACUGGUUGUGGUUUGAACGCAACAUAAAAUGACCCACUUCUGACACCAAUCUUUACAUAAUAAACGAAAUACUGUGUUUUAAGAAUCUAUAGAGAAUUGCAAAACAAAAUAUCUUAAUAUUUCGAUAUAUAUAAAUAUCCUAAAGAAAUGAAUAUGUUUAAAGAGUUUGAGCCAGUCAGCCCUUUUUGGUGUCCUGUGGUUUUUACAGGUGUUUACAGCCGCUGUGCUUUAAUCAGAAGUACGUUUCUCUGAUUGGGAUUCUGUUGGUCUCUCUCUCGACGUUUGCCUUUGUAACUUUCUUCUUUAUUAACAGAGGAGCUGGAAGCACAAUCAUAUCUCUGCUGUUCUGCCAAAUUUCCAGCUCCAAGCAUGAGGAGACGGAGAGAAAAAGCAUUUAGCAUGUUUAUCAGGCCUGGAGCAACAUGGCUGCCCGAGAGUUACGUCUCUUUACACUGCCAAUAAUAAAAUAAUGAUAAAUAAAAAAAAUAUAAAAUAAUGCUUUAUACUAUUUGAAGCUGAGGCUGUUGAAAAUGAACUUUUUUGAUUUUUCCGUUCAAGUUUUUUAUAUAUUUCUACACCGUUUAAAAAAAACUGAGCAGGAGAAAAAGAGUUUACCCUGAAAAACCAAAUGUUUAGUUUGUAAUUGUGUAAUUAUGCAAGACAUGCCAUUAUUAAAGCACCAAGGCACAGAUGUUGUUGUUUUUUUGUGUUUUUGAGGUUUUUGAGAUUUUUGAGAUUUUACCACCUUCCACUUCUCUUCUACUGACCAUUUUAGUUUUCAUCAUUUUUUGUGAUUCAAGCUUGAUUUUUUAUUUUUUUUUUAUGAACUUUUAUGGACCUAGUUUACAGUUAUCUCUUUAAAUAAAUCAGACUGCCAUCAUUUCUUUAUUUUUUUAAAAGUUUAAAAUGACCCAAUAUAGCCGAAUAUAUUCAAGUAGCCAAACUGUCUCUUCAGCCAUUUAAAAAAAAUAAAAAAUCUAUAUUAAAACUCUUUAUAAGACCAAAAUUUAUAUACCAUUGACAACUUUGCAUGGAAAUCCACACAUGGUUUGAUAUUGAAGGUUACACUGUGGAUUGGGCACUAUAAUAUGUUCCAAAUAAAUUUCAAAAAUUAGAUCCCCCAAAUGAAAUACUGACUAAACAAAUUAAUACAGAAUAUUUUUUAUUUUUAUUUCUCCUUAUAUAAUUGAAGGAUGGGUAAGAAGACCGCAGCUCACAGUCGGUUGUUCGGCAGAUGAAGCAUGAAAUAAAAACGUCUUUUAUGUUGGAGCAAGUUUAUGCCUGAUGUAUGAAACAGCGGAAGAGUAAAAUACGUGUAAAUUGUAUACAAAACCAUGUAUGUCGUGUGCAUGAUUUUGCAUGACUUUCAGAGAACUAUACAUCUGAAUGCUGAGUGAUGCUGAGUUACUGUAUGACUUGGUCCUUUUGAUCAGCACUCUCAAUUUGUGAAGUGAGAGAAUGCAGAACCAAUUAAUCAACAAUUAAAAGAUUUGUCCUUAAUGCAGAAUAAUCCAGCUCCUGAAUUAACUGAGCUCAAUUUUAGCAAAUGUGUACCGACACGUCGUCACGUCUGCCUGAUUUGGAAUCCGACACUUUUCGAAGCCUUUAGAAAAUGCAGGAAAUGAGCUUGCCAGUUGUUGUUGUCUGUUUAUGACCUAAUGGAUAUGUAAACCAUGUAAAUGCAUUCCCUAUGUGAAUGAAGACUGUUAAUGACAAGAAUAAAAAACAAAACGCACACUUUUCA
Molecule: messenger RNA, 6174 nt
Organism: Astyanax mexicanus (Mexican tetra)
Lineage: Eukaryota; Metazoa; Chordata; Actinopteri; Characiformes; Acestrorhamphidae
Product: sodium/potassium-transporting ATPase subunit alpha-1
Exons: 22
Coding region: 176-3256 (1026 amino acids)
Biological process (GO): sodium ion export across plasma membrane; proton transmembrane transport; intracellular potassium ion homeostasis
Cellular component (GO): membrane
Molecular function (GO): ATP hydrolysis activity; ATP binding; P-type sodium:potassium-exchanging transporter activity
Source: RefSeq, a predicted model, not a curated record